CAAAACCAAGAAGCAACCUUUUAUUACUUUAUGACUCAAUCCUUGUAUUUCACUCCUCAUCUCUUCUUUCUCUUCCAUACCACACUACUCCCCCUUUCUGUUUUCUCUUUUGAGGGUUUGAGGAAACUGCUAAAGAGAUCAUCCAUUCAUGGAGAAUUCAAGUUCAACAAGGUCAUUUCAAGAACACUUCAACUUCCCAUCAUCUCCUUUAAACUCCCCACACAACAACAACAAUGGGGCUGCCCAAAUUCACACCCCACCGUUAACGCCACACCCGACCAGAUCUGAAACCAAUCCUUACCCAACAACCUUUGUCCAAGCUGACACAACAACUUUCAAACAAGUUGUCCAAAUGCUCACUGGUUCCUCAGAAACUGCUAAACAAGCUUCCCCAAAAGCCCCAUCACCACCCCAGCAAAAACAGGAUCCACCACCACCAUUGCUUUCAAAAUCAUCUUUCCCUAUACCUCCCAUGAAAACAAACUCUCCCAGAAAACAAAGUUUCAAACUUUAUGAGAGGAGAAACAGUAACCUCAAGAACAGCCUCAUGAUGAUCAACACCUUUGUGCCUUCUAGGAGUGCAGAGAUGCUGUCCCCAAGCUUGCUUGACUUCCCAAAGCUAACACUUAGCCCGGUUACACCAUUAAAUGAAGACACUUUCAACAAGUCUUCACCUUCUUUAGGGAAUUCAUCAGAAGAAGAGAAAGCUAUAGCUGAGAAAGGCUUUUAUUUGCACCCAUCACCUAUGUCUACUCCUAGAGACACCGAGCCUCAGCUUUUGCCAUUGUUUCCACUCACAUCACCAAGAGUUUCAGGUUCUUCUUAAUGAAUUGCUUUUUGUAAUUUUUGAGUGAUUUGUGAUGAUGGGUAUUGGCUAAAAUUGAAGAAGAAAAAACACAAAGGUAAAACAUCUUUCUUCAGUUGUAUGAUUUGAUCUAUGGUAAACCAAUUUUCUUGGAUUA
Messenger RNA from Gossypium raimondii (Peruvian cotton), 962 nucleotides. RefSeq names its product VQ motif-containing protein 4. The transcript has a single exon. Lineage: Eukaryota; Viridiplantae; Streptophyta; Magnoliopsida; Malvales; Malvaceae. The coding region runs from base 149 to 826 and encodes 225 amino acids. The record is from RefSeq and is a predicted model, not a curated record.